AUGGACAGGAUAAGAGAUGAUAGCAGAUUUGUUCAGCAAGUUGCUGUCAUUCAAGGAGGACAAAGGCUUGGGGGUGAAUAUGAUGAUCUACAAUUGAAGUCCCUUGAGGAUUUAUCUUGCCUAGAGGAAGGUUCAUGUUGGGUAUUUGGUAAGAUUGAUUCAGUUGAGUGCCACUAUGGUGAAUGGUAUUUUUUGGCUUGUAAGACUUGUGUUAAGAAAGUCAGAGAGGUGGAUAACAAGUUUAAUUGUUCUGGAUGUACAAAAACUCAUACUUAUGCUGUUAAAAGGUUCAUGUUUGUGGUGAAUGUUGUUGAUCAUACUAGCAAUGCAUCUUUGUUAUUGUGGGAUAGGGAAGGCAGCCAAUUGUUAGGGAGAAAUGUGACUGAUUUCUUAGGAAAUGGUGGUCAGGUUGCUCCUAAGAAUUCCAUUCCUUCACUUAUUGAAGAAAUUCUUGUGGGUCAGAAAGUGCUGUUUAAACUUCAGUUGAAAAACCAUAUUGAAUAUUACAGAAGUUACCCUUUCACUGUCAACAAAGUUUGUAAUAUUCCUGAAGUAGUUGAUAGGUAUACUCCUGAGGAAUUGGGUGAACAAAUCUUUAACUUAGAACCUAAGUUAUCUGAUCUACUUUUUGGAGCUGAUCUUGCUGAGGUGUCUCAGAAGCCCUACGGUACAACUGAUCUGUCCAUACUUGCUAAUGAUAAUAGCAGUGAAUUUGAUGUUGUAGGCUCUGAAUUAAAUUUUGGAGUUGAAGUUGCUGAGGGUUCUCAGAAAGUGUUUGUUACACCUGAUCUCUCCACUGUUUCUAAUGAGAAACAUCAUGGAUGGGGUGUUGAAGGCUCUGCAAAGCGAUGCUUGGAAUCAGAAUUUGACGGUUGUGAUGAUGUUGCCGAUGUGUGUGGAUCACUUGAAAGUCCUAUUGUUAUAUGUGAUGAUGUGCUUGAUGAACGCAAUCAGUCUAUUGUUAAUGACAGAUCUUUCGGUUCAUCUAAUUUUAAUGAAGAUGGAGAAUAUUGGGAUAUUGGUGAUCCUUCGUAUAUGUGUUCACAUUGUGGAGCAUUAUUUUGGCAGAGGGAUGCUGUGAAUAACCUUCAUUUAGAGAUUGUUAGUGAUUUGCAACAAAUGUUGGAUGAAAAUAAUGCGUUAGUAAAAUCUUUUCGUAUGGCCAAAGAAAAGAUUGGACAUGAAAAUCAACCCAAUGUAAGUUUGAGGUUGCUUGGUAAGAGAGGUAGGGAUGGAAGAACCUAUAACCUACCGUCUGUUUCUGAGGUUGCUGUGCUUGUCGUUGGGGAUUUUGAUGAAGCUUUGGGUGACAGAGAUAUUGUUGUUGUAAAGAAGUCAGGGCAAUUGCAGCGCAUUAGUGAACUGCAUCCUUCUUAUCUUCCACUUCAGUAUCCACUUUUGUUUCCUUAUGGGGAGGAUGGUUAUAGAGAAUAUAUUGGGUUUUCUAAAAAUUCUUCUUCUUCAUCGAACCAUAGAAAAAGUAUUAGUCCUAAAGAAUUUUUUGCCUUUCGCUUACAUGAAAGAAUUUCUGAGCAUUCUAUUCUUUUAUUUGGAAGGCGACUGUUUCAGCAGUUUGUCGUUGAUGCAUAUACGAUGAUUGAGACUGGACGUCUUACUUUUGUACGAACCCAUCAAAAAAGGUUGCGGGCUGAAUUGUAUAGUGGUCUGGCUGAAGCUGUUCUUCGUGGUGAGACAGAUGGUUCAAGGCAUGGGAAACGAAUUAUCUUGCCUUCCAGUUUUGUUGGUGGAGCUCGAUAUAUGGUUCAGAAUUAUCAAGAUGCAAUGGCAAUCUGUAGGUGGAUUGGGUACCCAAAUUUGUUUAUUACCUUUACGUGCAAUCCCAAGUGGCCAGAAAUAUGUCGAUAUCUUGCAUCUAAGGGCUUGAAAUCAGAUGAUCGUCCUGAUAUUAUUUGUAGGAUCUUUAAAGUCAAGUUGGAUAAUUUGAUAAGAGAUCUUAAGAGUAAAAAAAUAUUUGGAGCUGUGAAAGCAGUUGUGUAUACGAUUGAGUUUCAGAAACGUGGAUUGUCUCAUGCUCAUAUAUUGUUGUUUUUAAGCAAUGAGGACAAACAGCCUAAGCCGCAACGCAUUGAUGAGAUUAUUUCAGCUGAACUUCCCGACCAAGUAGCUGAUCCUCACUAUUAUGAGUGUGUGAAAGAAUUCAUGAUGCAUGGGCCGUGUGGUGUUGUUCGAAAAUCGUCUCCUUGCAUGGUCAAUGGACGUUGUUCCAAAUACUUUCCCAAAAAAUAUCUCGCAGCCACAAACAUUGAUGAAGAUGGCUUUCCUGCUUACAAACGUAGAGAUAAUGGUCGUGUUGUUAUGAAGGAUGGUGUGCCCCUAGAUAAUAGAUAUGUUGUUCCCCACAAUCGUUUUCUUCUUAUGAAGUAUGACGGUCAUGUCAACGUUGAGUGGUGCAACCAGUCGCAAUCUAUUAAGUAUUUGUUUAAGUAUAUAAAUAAGGGUUAUGAUCGUGUGACUUCUUUUUUCCAAUCUGGUGCGGAUGGUGCUGAACUAUGUACUGAUGAAGUAAGUUUGUACUACGAUUGUAGGUAUAUAUCGUCUUGUGAAGCUGCCUGGAGAAUUUUUGGAUUUGAAAUUCAAUACAAAGAUCCUCCGGUUGAAAGAUUGAGUUUUCAUCUUCCAGAUCAACAACAUGUCAUAUUCGAUGAAGCUGCUGACUUGGAUACUGUUUUGAAUCGUAAGACAAUUCAUGAAAGUAAGUUCUUGGCUUGGAUGGAGGCAAAUAAGAUAUAUUCUCAAGGUAGGGACCUCACUUAUGGUGAAUUUCCGACGAAAUUUGUAUGGAAGAAGAAUCACUGGGAACCUAGGAAACAAAGGUAUUCUAUUGGAAGGUUGUUUUAUGUUGCUCCUGGUUCUGGUGAUAUGUAUUAUCUCAGAUGUUUGUUAAAUAUUGUUAAAGGAGCUUCUUCCUACGAAGACAUCAGAUGUGUUAAUGGCGUUCAGUAUGCUACAUUUAGGGAUGCUUGCUUUGCUUUAGGGUUGUUGGAUGAUGAUAAGGAAUAUGUUCAUGGAAUUGUGGAGGCUUCUUUUUGGGCUUCAGCUCACUCUUUGAGAUUGCUCUAUGUGAGUUUGUUAACAUCAGAAUCUAUUUCACGCCCUGAAUUUGUUUGGCAAAGUUGUUGGAAAUAUUUGUCCGAAGAUGUUCUUUAUAAACGUCGACAGUUGACAAAUUAUCCUGGUUUGAUCUUGAGUGAGGAUGAAAUUCAGAAUUUUGCGUUGGCAGAAAUAGAGAAAUUGCUGCAGAAUCUUGGCAAAACUUUGCGUGAUUUCCAUGGGUUGCCGUUUCCUGAUAAUCAGUAUUUUGAAUCAUGCGAAAAUAGACUAAUUACUGAUGAGUUGUGUUAUGAUCGCGAUGGUUUAGCAAGUGAAUAUUCGGAAUGUAUUUCCAAAUUCACUGACGAGGAACUUUAUGUGCAUGACACUAUAAUGUCUUCUGUGUAUUCUAAUGAUGGAGGAAUAUUUUUUGUUUACGGAUAUGGCGGUACUGGGAAAACUUUCAUUUGGAGAGCAUUGUCUGCAGGGAUUCGUUCGAAGGGCGAUAUUGUUUUAAAUGUGGCGUCAAGUGGCAUAGCAUCGUUAUUAUUGCCGGGUGGUAGAACGGCUCAUUCUCGGUUUAAAAUUCCCAUUAUUGUCAAUGAAGAUUCUAUGUGUAAUAUUAAACCAGGUAGUGCACUUGCUGAGUUGAUUGUGAAAGCAAAGCUUAUCAUAUGGGAUGAAGCUCCUAUGAUUCAUAAACAUUGCAUAGAAGCUGUGGAUAGAACUUUAAGAGAUAUUAUGCGUGUAUGUGAUGAAUUAAAUAGGAACAAGCCGUUUGGUGGAAAAACGGUUGUUUUUGGUGGCGACUUUAGACAGAUCUUGCCUGUUGUUCCUAAAGGCAGUCGUCAAGAUGUUGUGAAUGCUACCAUUAACUCAUCUUAUCUUUGGAAGAGUUGCACAGUUUUAAGGUUGACAAAAAAUAUGAGGCUUUUGAAUGUGGAAAAUGUUGAUGAAGCCUCUAAAUUGAAGGAAUUUUCCUCUUGGGUUGCUUCUAUUGGCGAUGGUGUUGUUGGUGGUCCAAAUGAUGGGGAAGUGAGUAUUCGACUUCCUACUGACAUUGUUUUGUCAAAUUUUGGUGAUCCUCUUAGAACCAUUGUUUCAAACGUCUAUCCUUCUUACAUGAAUCCUGAAGAAUUGAUUAGCUGUUUGCAUGGCCGUGCUAUACUUGCUCCUACAUUAGAGGUAGUUGAUGAGGUUAACCAAUUCAUGAUUUCUUUGGAUCAGUCUCCAGGUCGAGUUUACUUUAGUUCUGAUAGUGUUUCAAAAUCUGAUUUCACAUCAAAUGGUCUCGCUGAGAUACAUUCUGUUGAGUUCUUGAAUAGUUUGAAGUGUUCUGGUACACCUAACCAUGAAUUGUUGUUGAAAGUUGGAACACCUGUGAUGUUGUUGAGGAACAUAGACCUGUCAAAUGGGUUGUGUAAUGGCACAAUCGUGAUAAUUACACGAUUAGGUGAUUAUGUGUUAGAUGAUUAA
This is a messenger RNA of Salvia splendens (bonfire salvia), 4527 nucleotides long. RefSeq lists its product as uncharacterized. Gene Ontology annotation, biological process: telomere maintenance; DNA repair. Gene Ontology annotation, molecular function: DNA helicase activity. The record is from RefSeq and is a predicted model, not a curated record. The transcript is spliced from 12 exons. Lineage: Eukaryota; Viridiplantae; Streptophyta; Magnoliopsida; Lamiales; Lamiaceae. Bases 1 to 4527 code for a protein of 1508 amino acids.